CGCUCGCCCCACCCUACCCGCGCGCUGCCGCCACCGGCCGGCUGCCCCUCCCUCCCCGCGCGCUGCCGCCAUCAGCUGGUCGCCCCUCCCUACCAGCGAGCUGCUGCCACCGGCCAGCUGCCCCUCCCUUCCCGCGCGCUGCCGCCACCGGCCGCCCGCCCCUCCCUACCCGCGCACCACCACCACCGCGUCUGUUGUCGUCCUGCACCGCCCAGCCAGCCUCCUUCCGCAUCACCGGUGACCUCCUUCCUCCAUCUUGCCGCCACCCACCCUCGGGUCCGUACGCCACCGCCCACCCCCAGGUCUGCGCACUGCCAGCCAUCCCCGAAUUCGCGCGUCUCCGGCCAUCCCCAGAUCCCGCGCCACCAGCUGCCGCCUCCCACACACGCGCCACCUGCGGCUGCAAGGGGGAGCCGCGGGGUCGAGAUUGUUCCUCUCGGCAGUACACCUGCACGCUCCAUCGUCGAUCACGAGAAGAGCUGCGUGUAGGGCACCCUCGAUCCGUUCAUCGAUCUAGUAGCCGACGUCCUGGUUCCUUCUUGGCAUCCGUCGUACUGGUUCACGCACCAUCGCCGUCGGUCUUUUUCCGGUUUGAGAUAGUGAGCGCCACCUGGGAGGACUCUCUGUGAACAAGGCGGCACCAUCGACGGCCUCCUCCACCAGAUGCAGCAAAAAGCAAGAUUCACAAGUUCAUCUUAUGGAUGCUUUUCAGUACAUCUACUUCCCGUUGGAGCGCCCUGGCCGAUCACAGCUACCAACGCAGGCCAUUCAACGCUACCUCCGCAGGCGGUUCAUCGCAAAAACAGCGACCUGGAUCCCACUGGUUCCCACCAGCAAUGCCCGUUCAAGCACGUUGUCACUCUCCUGCUGCAGCGUGGCUCAGCUACUGCACUUGGUGGAGGGAGCGAUGGAGGUUGGUAACAGGGGCGAUUCGGCCAUGGAGGUGGAGGCAGAAGUGAGCCUGUUCGCGGCGGAGACCUCCGGUUCCCCGGUCCCCGGUGGCGUGGGCUCAUCGACCAGGCGGCUGGGCCUCAAGAACAGCAUCCAGACCAACUUCGGCGAUGACUACGUCUUCCAGAUUGCUUCUUGGUCAGAUAAGAACAGAGAAUGGUGUAGCUUCAGUCUAGCUUCCAGCAAGUUUUUCCUUCCCGUUGCUCAUAAAUGAAUGAACCUGUUGAUAAAAAUACAUGUUACAGUACUUGAUAUAUAUAGUUACAUCUAAUUUCAUACAUCUCAUGACAAGCCAGGAGAUCUCAACGCUCGUAGUGUCCCUGUCAACAAACACACUCAAGUUCUAUGCUCCAGCAACUAGACAAUAUUUGGGGGAAUGCACAGGCCAUAAGGGGAGUAUCCAUGAGAUUUCCUUUUCAGCUCCGUCUUCGCUGCAAGUGAUAUGCUCUUGCUCUGGUGAUGGAACUAUCAGAGCCUGGGACACAAGGAGCUUCAAGCAGGUCCCCCCUACCACUUUGUGAUUGUUGAAUACUCAUGUUGGUUAUACAUGGUUACUUUCUUUUAAUAUUAUAUAAAUUUCGAGCCAUCA
Triticum urartu is the source of this 1540-nucleotide messenger RNA. The record is from RefSeq and is a predicted model, not a curated record. Lineage: Eukaryota; Viridiplantae; Streptophyta; Magnoliopsida; Poales; Poaceae.